Messenger RNA from Guyanagaster necrorhizus, 1438 nucleotides. RefSeq names its product FAD/NAD(P)-binding domain-containing protein. The record is from RefSeq and is a predicted model, not a curated record. NCBI's taxonomy places the organism in Eukaryota, Fungi, Basidiomycota, Agaricomycetes, Agaricales, Physalacriaceae. Gene Ontology annotation, molecular function: FAD binding. The transcript has 10 exons. Bases 35 to 1330 code for a protein of 431 amino acids. Gene Ontology annotation, biological process: secondary metabolite biosynthetic process.
UUACACUCGAACCCCGAUACUCACCCCAGAACCAAUGGCAGAACUGAAUGAGAAGCUUCGGGUUGCUAUCAUUGGAGGGGGCGUUGGUGGCCUUACAUGCGCUAUCGCGCUCAAAGAUUGUAAAUCGCUGGUGGUCGAUCUCUAUGAAUCCGCAUCCAAACUGACCGAAAUCGGCGCUGGCAUCACACUGUGGCAACGUACAUGGAAUAUUUUGAAGAACCUUGGUUUGGAGAAGGAUUUUCUGGAGAUAGCUAAUGAAAAGCCUCGGAACGAGCCUGGUCCCCUAUUCAUGUUUCGGCGAGGGGAUUCAUCUUCUGGGUCAGACCUAUACGAGCUUAUGUCUAUAGGCGCCUUUUUUGCAGAUGGUUUCCAUCGCCACGACGUUCAGAAGGCGCUCUUGAAGAACCUGCCCCCCGGAGUUACAUGUCACCUGUCCCACCGGCUUGUUAGUUAUACAGAAACUAAAGAUGGAAUGCAACUCGAGUUCCAAAACGGGCGCACAGCUUUUUGUAAUCUGCUCAUCGCAGCUGACGGAAUUAAAAGUAUCGUCCGAGUGAAGCUGAUGGCGAAACUGUAUCCUGGAACCGAUAACAAAUUUAUCGCACCCGUUUUCUCAGGGACCCUUGCGUACAGAGGGCUAUUUCUUGUUGACGAGCUUGCGAAAAGAUGGCCCGGACAUCGUGCACUUAAGAAGCGGAUGAUGUACUGCGGGAAAAACAAGCACGUCGUUGUAUACCCAGUAUCACAAGGCCGGUUCAUCAAUGUUGUCGCAUUUAGUUCGGUCCUGUCGCACGAAGGUAAACCAUUCGAUGGACCUUUUGUUGCAGAAGCAAACAAAGAUGAGAUGAUGUCCAAUUUCUUGGACUGGGAGGACGAAGUAAAGGCGAUUCUACAGUGCAUUGACAACCCGACAGUAUGGGCCAUACAUGCGCUCAACCCAUUGGAUCUAUACGCUUCUGACCAAGUUGUGCUCCUCGGUGACGCGGCUCACGCCAUGACACCGCAUCUCGGCGCAGGGGCAGGACAAGCUGUCGAGGAUGCGUACGUUCUCGGGUACCUCUUGUCCAAAUCAGCCGCAACACUGGAAUCGAUCCCAAAGGUACUGGCUGCUUACAGCAAGAUCCGUCAACCAUAUGGGAACCAUAUCCUCACUUCAGCGAAAACCGAGGGGCUCCUAUAUGAAUUCAAUGCACCAGGGUUCGAAGAUAUCCGAGAUGGCGACGACCGUCUAAAACCCAGGCAGAUGGAAGACAUGAUGGAGAAGGUGAAAGAAGGUUGGGCAUGGUCAUGGUCAACUCUGGACCUCGAUCAGGAAGCCAAGGCGCUUUAGAACCAAUGUGGCAGUGGUCCUCAUGUUACAAGUUGUCUUAUGCAGCUUCAUCUUACCCACAGAUAAGAGUGGAACUGAACAAAUGAUAGUUGUUCCCGUCCCUAAAAA